AUGCGUCUUCAAUGGGUUAUUGCAGUCCUUGUUCUGGUCGUUCCACUUGUGACUGCUGCUGCCCCAGAUGUAGUUCUUGAGACUUGGGAUCCCGUACAGAACACCAGCGAACCAUAUUGGAUAAAUACCGCAGAGUUCGCUGUCUCUUCGUAUAACAAGCACGAGAAGAAGAAUUUGGUGUUUGAAAGCGUGGUCAAGGGCAAGACACGCUACGAGGUAACAGGCCUCUAUAUUGUCCUUGUCAUUAAGGUCAAAGAUGGGUCAUUGCCCAGCGCAAAUUAUGAUGUUGCAUAUUGUGAUAUGGAUUCUCUUAUACCAACCAUAUUUUUCCUCUUCUUUUUCUUGGGUACAAUUUCGGGUGCACCCUAUAAUGAAAUGAAAUAUGAUUUUCAAAACUACGUUCCAAACACCAUCAUGGUCGAUAAGAGUGGUCGAGGAAAUUUUACCACAGUGCAAGAAGCCAUCGAUUCUAUACUGUCAAAUAACUCUUUGUGGACUCGUAUCCUUAUUAACCAUGGUCUCUACAUGGAAAAAGUUGUGAUUCCUCGAAACAAACCAUAUAUUAUUCUUGAAGGCGACCCUAGACAUGAUACCGCAAUCGAAUAUGGAGAUUUUGGCAGUGUUAUUGACAGUCCUACAUUCAAGUUGUUUGCAGAUAAUUUUGUGGCACGGAAUAUAAUAUUCAAGAAUUCAUACGACCGUCUUAUCACACCGGGUCCAAAUGGAAGGAAAACUACUUGGGCACCUGCAGCUUCAAUUUCUGGAGAUAAAGCAAGUUUUUAUCAUUGUGCUUUCAUUAGUUUGCAAGACACAUUGAGUGAUGACGUUGGUCGUCACUAUUAUUAUGACUGCUUUGUUGAAGGGGCUAUAGACUUCAUUUGGGGCAAUGGCCAAUCAAUUUAUGAGAAAUGCCAAUUAAGAUCAGUAACAGACAAAAUAGGUGUACCUGGUUUUAUCACAGCGCAGGGUCGUAAGGACCUAAAGGAAACUAGCGGUUAUGUAUUCAAAGAUUGCUAUGUAAAUGGAACAGGCCCUAUAUUUUUAGGAAGACCAUACAGAAAUUAUUCAAGAGUAUUGUUUGCCUCCACAUAUAUGGAAAAUAUUAUAACCCCAGAGGGUUGGUCCACAUGGGAAAAGAGAUCACUGAAUUUAAUCACAUUCUCAGAGGUGAAUUGCAAAGGUCCUGGAGCAGAUAUGUCCCAUCGUGUCCCAUGGGAGAAGAAGUUAUCAGAUCAGGAAGUGGCAUAUUUAACAAAUCCAGCUUCUUUCAUAGACCAAGAAGGAUGGUUGGGAAAACAACCCAAUUAA
This is a messenger RNA of Prunus mume (Japanese apricot), 1308 nucleotides long. RefSeq names its product putative pectinesterase 29. Lineage: Eukaryota; Viridiplantae; Streptophyta; Magnoliopsida; Rosales; Rosaceae. Gene Ontology annotation, molecular function: pectinesterase activity. The record is from RefSeq and is a predicted model, not a curated record. Gene Ontology annotation, biological process: pectin catabolic process; cell wall modification.